Molecule: messenger RNA, 1971 nt
Organism: Rotaria socialis
Lineage: Eukaryota; Metazoa; Rotifera; Eurotatoria; Philodinida; Philodinidae
Source: the annotation of a GenBank genome assembly
AUGCAAUUAUCAAUUACUUCAGCUGGUGGUAUUUUAUCAUUACUCGAUGAAAAUACCGAAAAAGGUCCUGUCUAUGCUCUUCAUCGAUUGAAUGCAAUUGUUGAUGUUUUUUGGCCAGAAAUUAGUGAUUCAAUUUCUAAAGUUGAAUCACUUUACGAAGAUGAAAAUUUCAAACAUCGAGAAUUAGCUGCACUUGUUUCAUCAAAAGUUUAUUAUCAUUUGGGUUCACUCGAUAAUGCACUUACAUAUGCUCUUGGAGCUGGACGUUUAUUUGAUGUCAAUGAUAAAACUGAAUAUGUUGAAACAAUUAUUGCUCAUUGCAUUGAUAAAUAUACGAAAUUACAAGUAGAAAAAUUUCAAUCAGAUGUUUCAGUUCAAGUACAAAUCGAUCAACGACUUGAAGAUAUUGUUAAUCGAAUGUUUCAACGAUGUUUCGAUGAUAAAAAAUAUAAACAAGCUAUUGGUAUCGCACUUGAAACACGUCGAAUCGAUAUAUUUGAAAAAGCUGUUAAAGAAGCUAAUCAUUCACCUGAAAUGUUAGCAUAUGCAUUUAAGAUAACCAUGCAAUUAUUACAAAAUCGAAAAUUUCGUACAGUUGUUUUACGUACACUUGUUCGUCUUUAUCUUAAUCUACAAGUACCUGAUUUCAUUAGUGUUUGUCAGUGUUUAAUCUUUCUUGAUGACCCUGAUCAAGUAGCUGAUAUUUUACAAACACUUGUUCGUGGUACAACUGAUCAAAUGCUUAUGGCCUAUCAAAUUGGCUUUGAUUUAUAUGAAAGUGCUACACAACAAUUUCUAAAUAAAAUUCAAGAUGCUCUACGUGUGCAAGCACCUAUCCCAAUUAUGUUUGAUAGAACACAAGGAGCAAUUAAAGAUGAACCACAAGGAACUGCUGGCAGUGAAUCAAUGGAAACAAAUCAGGAUGAAGCUAGUACACAAUCAGUAGAAGAAUCAACACCUAAAGAUAAACAAUCUUUACAACAAGAACAUAAAGAUAAAGUCAGCAAUUUAUCUCAAGAAGAAAAACAAUUACAAGAACGGAUUGAAAAAUCAUUAAGCAUCCUUAGUGGUGAAAUAACUAUUGGUGUACAUAUGCAAUUUCUUAUUAAAAAUAAUCAUGCUGAUUUAUUAAUUCUUAAACAAAUUAAAGAUGCUGUACGAAAUUCAGUAUGUCAUACAGCUACUGUUAUUGCCAAUGGUUACAUGUUAUCUGGUACAACAAGUGAUCAAUUUUUUAGAGAUAAUCUUGAAUGGCUUGCCCGUGCUACCAAUUGGGCUAAAUUUACAGCAGCUGCAAGUCUUGGCGUUAUUCACAAGGGUCAUAUUAAAGAAGCACUUAAUUUAAUGAGUGCCUAUUUACCAAAGGAUUCAACAGGUAAUUCACCAUAUGCUGAAGGUGGUGGUUUAUACGCACUUGGUCUUAUUCAUGCAAAUCAUGGAGGUGAUAUUAUUGAUUAUCUUAUCAAUCAAUUACGUUCAAAUUCAACACAAACGGAUACGGUUCGUCAUGGUGCUUGCCUUGGCUUAGGCUUAGCUGCUAUGGGCACAGCACGCAGCGAUGUAUAUGAAUUAUUAAAAACAAAUCUAUUACUUGAAGAUGCUGUAGCUGGUGAAGCAGCUGGUUUAGCUAUGGGUCUUGUUAUGCUUGGUACUGGUUCAGCACAAGCUAUUGAAGAUAUGGUUCAAUAUGCUCAAGAGACACAACACGAGAAAAUUUUACAUGGUUUAGCUAUUGGUAUUGCACUUGUGCAGUAUGGCCGUUUAGAAGAAGCUGAUGCACUAAUCGAGCAACUUCAAUGUGAUAAAGAUCCAAUUUUACGUCGUUCAGCUAUGUAUACUGUUGCUAUGGCUUAUUGUGGCACAGGUAACAAUGCAGCCGUACGCAAACUUCUCCAUGUCGCUGUAAGCGAUGUAAAUGAUGAUGUUCGACGAUCAGCCGUUGAAUCACUUGGCUUUCUUAUGUUCCGGUAA